AGGAAAGGCGGGAGGGCGCGCGCCGGGGCCGCUCGCUCGCUCCCUCGCUCGCUCGCUCCCUCCCUCCGGCGGUGGGUUAGUCAGUCAGUCCGUCAGUCCGCCUGCGGCCGGCGGGCCCGCAAGCCGCAGAGGGCCGAGCCUCGGACGCCGGCGCCUCCUCCUGCCAUUGUUCGUUGGGCGGCUGCAGCGGUGGGCGCGGGAGCCCGAGCCACCGCAACAUCAUGACAACAGAGAAGAGUUUAGUGGCUGAGGCUGAAAAUCCACAGCACCAACAACAGAAGGAAGAGGGUGAGGGAGUUACAAACUCGGGUCAACAGGAAACUCAGCUGGAAGAGGCUUCUCAAGCAGCAGCCGAGGGAGAUAAUCAGUGUGAGCAGAAGCUGAAAACGUCUAAUGGCGACACUCCAACACACGAAGACUUAACCAAGAACAGGGAGCGGACAUCAGAAAACAGGGGCUUGUCACGGCUGUUCUCCUCAUUUCUCAAAAGACCUAAAUCUCAGGUCUCUGAGGAAGAAGGCAAAGAAGUAGAGUCAGCUAAAGAGAAAGGUGAAGGAGGUCAGAAAGAGAUAGAAUUUGGCGCCAGUCUUGACGAAGAGAUCAUUUUGAAGGCCCCGAUUGCAGCUCCUGAACCUGAGCUCAAAACAGACCCAUCCCUUGAUCUUCAUUCUUUAAGCAGUGCAGAAACACAGCCUGCUCAGGAAGAACACAGGGAAGAUCUAGAUUUUGAGACUAAGGAAGGAGAAGGACUUGAAGAGUGUUCUAAAACAGACGUAAAAGAAGAAAGUCCUGAAUCAAAAGCAGAAAGAGAAUUAAAAGCUUCCCAGAAAUCCAUCAGAAGACACAGAAACAUGCAUUGCAAGGUUUCUUUGUUGGAUGACACAGUUUUCGAAUGUGUUGUGGAGAAACAUGCUAAGGGACAAGAUUUACUUAAACGAGUAUGUGAACACCUCAAUCUUUUGGAAGAAGACUACUUUGGUCUAGCCAUUUGGGAUAACGAAACCUCUAAGACAUGGCUGGAUUCUGCCAAAGAAAUAAAAAAGCAGGUUCGUGGUGUCCCUUGGAAUUUCACAUUUAAUGUAAAGUUUUAUCCACCUGACCCAGCACAGCUAACAGAAGAUAUAACAAGGUAUUAUUUAUGUCUUCAACUUCGGCAGGACAUAGUUACAGGACGUCUGCCCUGUUCCUUUGCAACCUUAGCAUUGUUAGGUUCUUACACCAUCCAGUCUGAGCUGGGAGACUACGACCCAGAACUCCAUGGUGCAGAUUAUGUUAGUGAUUUUAAGCUGGCCCCAAAUCAGACCAAGGAACUUGAAGAGAAGGUCAUGGAACUGCAUAAGUCAUACAGAUCCAUGACUCCAGCUCAGGCUGACCUGGAAUUUCUUGAGAAUGCCAAAAAAUUGUCUAUGUAUGGUGUUGACCUUCAUAAAGCAAAGGACUUGGAAGGAGUUGAUAUCAUCCUAGGUGUCUGCUCUAGCGGCCUUCAGAUUUACAGAAAUAAGCUGAGAAUUAACCGUUUUCCUUGGCCCAAAGUACUAAAAAUUUCUUACAAACGUAGCAGCUUUUUCAUCAAGAUUCGGCCUGGAGAGCAAGAACAGUAUGAAAGUACCAUCGGAUUCAAACUUCCCAGUUACCGAGCAGCUAAGAAAUUAUGGAAAGUCUGUGUAGAGCAUCACACGUUUUUCAGACUGACAUCUACAGACACCAUUCCUAAAAGCAAAUUUCUCGCCCUGGGAUCCAAAUUUCGAUACAGUGGCCGAACUCAGGCUCAGACCAGGCAAGCUAGUGCUUUGAUUGACAGGCCUGCCCCACACUUUGAGCGCACAGCAAGCAAACGGGCAUCCAGAAGCCUUGAUGGAGCAGCAGCCAUUGAUUCAGCAGACCGAAGUCCUCGGCCCACCUCUGCACCAGCCAUUGCUGAGAGUCAGGUCACAGAAGGCAGCGUCCCAGGUGCACCUGUCAAAAAGGUACAGAAGGAAGUAGUGAAGGUCGAAGUGAAAGAGGAAGAAGUGCCACCUGAGCAAGCUGAGGCUGAGCCUGAGCCCACGGAAGAGUGGAAGGUGGAAAAAACCCACAUCGAGGUCACAGUACCCAUCUCAAAUGGUGACCAAACACAGAAGCUUGCAGAAAAACCUGAAGAUCUGAUAAGAAUGAGGAAGAAAAAGAGAGAGAGACUAGAUGGUGAAAACAUUUAUAUCAGACAUAGCAAUUUAAUGUUGGAGGAUUUAGAUAAAAGUCAAGAAGAGAUCAAAAAACAUCAUGCCAGCAUCAGUGAGCUGAAAAAGAACUUCAUGGAAUCUGUACCAGAACCACGGCCUAGUGAAUGGGAUAAACGCUUAUCCACUCACUCUCCCUUUCGAACAAUUAACAUCAAUGGGCAAAUUCCUACAGGAGAAGGAAAUAUAAAUGGCAUUCGCACAGAGGAGGUGGCCGCCAUGGCAAAGGGGCCAUCUACCAACCCUGACUCUGAACGGGAGGGCCCCAAGCAUUCAGUAAUUCCUAGUAAGAGCCAAGUGGCCGCCCCGUCGGAGUCUCCACAAAACUUCGACUUUGGCUCCCUCUCCAUAAGCAGCAAGGAGACAGACGCGAAGGAGCAGGGGGCCUCUGGCUCUCUUGAUGUUAAGGAAGUGCCAGAAGGCCCGAGUGGGGAGUGCGUAGGAGUGGAGGCACAGGCCAGGGCCGCCUCAGAGUCCUCAGUGUCACCAGCUUCCUCUCAGCUGCAACUUGAUGAGAAAAAGGCAGAGAGUAGUGAAGAACAUGUUACACCAGGAGAGCCACUUGGAAAGCAGAAUGGAUCAUUUCUUGACUCUGGUGUGGGUAACCAGUUCCCCACCCUCAUUCGAAGUUUCCAGCCUCCCCUGGUGAAGACUCAGACCGUCACCCUCUCAGACACUGCCAAUGCUGUGAAAAGUGAAAUCCCAACCAAAGACGUCCCUAUUGUCCACACCGAGACCAAGACCAUCACUUAUGAGGCUGCCCAGACUGACGACAGCAAUGGGGACUUGGACCCAGGAGUCUUGCUGACAGCUCAGACCAUCACAUCUGAGACCACCAGCAGCACCACCACAACUCAGAUUACCAAGACUGUAAAAGGCGGGAUUUCUGAGACCCGGAUUGAAAAGAGAAUUGUGAUCACAGGAGAUGGCGAUAUUGACCAUGAUCAGGUCCUCGUACAGGCCAUCAAGGAGGCAAAGGAACAGCACCCAGACAUGUCAGUGACCAAGGUGGUCGUCCAUCAGGAGACCGAAAUCUCUGAGGAGUGAGCUCAGGAACUAUCCUCUCCCCUCCCCCCACUCCCUACCCAUCUCCCAUCUGAGAGAAAACCAGCGGAAUGAUCAAGAAGCUAACCUGCAAUUGUCAGACUUCAGACUUUUAAGAUGAUUCUAAAUCACCAGAAAAUCAAUUUCAUUUUCUAUUUGGAGUUUAUACCAAGAGAGUCUUCUCUAUAUCACUGAUCCUUUUGAAUACCUUUUUCUAUAUUGUGAUACCAGAAAUUGUUCAACUUUUCACUCUAUGGACUGUUUUUAAGGAGCUUUUUGGUUUUUUAUGGGGUGGUUUGUAACCCCUUCAGCCCAGCCUCUCCCCAUGUUUACUGACAAAGUCCACACCGUUCUUGGGGAAAUCCUCCAGUGACUCUGUCAGCUGUGUUGGGGGCCAAAGCCAGCUUAACGGGGCUUCCCUGCUCCUCCCCUAGUUUUAUACCCCUUUCAAUGACAGGAGAAACUUCAGAAACCAGCCCUUUCUCAGAGCCAAUGAUGUGACUUUACCAGAAUGUCAGGCAGGGCUGCUGCCCUGAUCCACAGAGCCCAGGAAAAUGUCCCUGUCCCUUUGCUAAGGGUGGUUUUGGUGAGGCAGAGACCUCUGCUAAGAAGGUAGUAUUGUUUUUCCUUCCUCCCUCCUGUUCUUUCUUUUCGGAGCUUCUUUAGAUCAAAGACAUAAGGAGUAGCUUCAGAUAUAUCCGAUACUGUGAAUGUUUGACCACCUCGGUGGCCUUCGCCCUCCUGCCCUCCUUCCCCUUUUACCUCAUCAGAAGCAGUGGCUCUGCUAAGUGCUCCCCCACCUCCCAUCUCAGGAGACCAAAACUCACGGAAAAAUAGGCACUUUUGGCCAAAAGCACUGAUGGCACAUUUUUAGUGGUGAUUUGGACAAAGAAAGUUAAAUGAGAUUUUUAAAAAGAUGUUCUAGUUCCGGCAGUGUGCACUUCACAUGGGGAAUGGUGGGUUUACCUCAGUCGGAUCCUGCUAGGAAGUAUUUCCAGGAGACCACCCCUGGGCCGCUCCCUUUAAUCCUGGGGUGACAAGGGGUGUGACUCAAAGAGGAGGUGGUUGUGGCCCGUGACCUUUCUCUUCCCUGCUGGUACCUGCCUUCAGAUACCCUUCAGGAGUCCAGGAAUUGGCUUUUAGGGGCCACCCUUGCCACAAAACCCCACCCCACCGGACAAGGGGUACCAGCACCAGCUCCGCUCCUUCCCACCUGCCAUCUGAGGUCUGUUGGUUUUGCGGCUUGAUUUUUGUGGUGGGUUUGGCUUUGAUUUGGGGUUUUUUGUUGUAUUUUUUUUCUUUUGGCUUUGAAAAUGAGAACUGAUGUCUCCAUUUCCACUAUUCCUGGUAAAGAUUUGGGGGCAUUUUUAUUCAAUAGGGCUUCUCUAAUCUCCCAGCUUGCUUCCCACAAACAUCUGUCUGGAAGUUCUUAGAAUUCUAAUUCUAGGACAGAAAGUGAGCUUCCUGAAGUAGACAGUCAGUCACAGCCAGCGGUUGCAGGGGGCACCAGGGCAGUGAGCAGGAGAGAAGUCUACAGCCACUGCUCCCAGCAGUGGGAACCAGUCACAUGUGCCAGAGUCUCUCCUGGCUGAGUUUUGUUUAGACAAACUCGGUUGAUUUGAACUGAUUUCAGGUGCGUGCAUUUUCCUCUUAGUACUUACAUGAGACUGUUACUAACCAACAGGUAGCUCUCCUCUGGGCAGGGACAAGAGCUCAGGUGGGAUGUGUGACAGGCCAGGGGAAAGGAGAGUGCCCCUUCUCAGGGACAGACUCAUGGCCUGGGGGCAUGGAGUCUGGAACCAUGGGGCUUUCAGGGUGGAGCCCAAGCCUGGGCUUUGUUGCCCAGAGCAGUGGCGAGGUUGGAAAUCCAGCUCACCUCAAACAGGCUGGUGUGAGCUCGCCUGUCAAUGGCCAGCUGACCUGUUGGAAGAGCUGCAAGGGCUCAUAGAGCUGAAACCUGUGGAAUGAAGCUGGGAAAAGAGGCCGGGGCAUGCGCAUCAGGAAGCUGGUACACCGAAUAUUCUGUGCCCUCCAGGUCAGAGUAGCAGCUCUCAUAGCAGAGGAUCCGGCCCGCAAAUUUCCCCUCGAUCUGUCACCAGCUCACUAACACUUGUCCCUGCCUUCUUGUCUAUAAACUGGACCAGAUCCCCAUGCCCUUCCAGUGCUGAGAAACCAGGAUUUGGACAAGCCACCAUGAGUGGUGUUCUUCCAAGCCUCUUUCCCUUUCCUGCCUCUCUGGUUAGAGAACUUGGGGUUUGCCAAUUAUUUGGAUUUUUUUUUUUCCUUCUUGCAAUUGUGUGUGUGUCAUUGUGCAUGAAGAAAAACAGACUGUCCAGGUGGAAAUGGUAAAGAGGGGAGAAGAGUUCAUUUCCAGGAUAAAAGAUUUGGCGGCAGUUUUCCUGAAGUGACUCAGGCAUACCACAGUAACAACUCUUGCUGCAAUUUUAUUUUUAUUUCACUUGAGAAAUAAAGAUUUCCUCCAAGCCACACGAGGUCUCUGCCACCCACCCACCCACAAAGCAGGAUCUGAAUUUAUCAACCAAGGGCCCAUAGAGCCGCAGGGACCUGUCAGGGAAUCUUGCCCACACACCCCCAGUCCCCCACUGUGUGUUCUUCGGGGCAGCUGGGGGUGAGGGGGUGACAGUCCACCUUGGGAAUGGAGCCAGAGCUACGGCUUGACCAACACCAAGGAGUGCUCGUGGGAAUAGCUGCCCAGGAUCUCAGCCCCAGGCUGGGUGGUUUUACAAAUCUCUCUCAAAUGUUUUAUUUUGGUGACAAAAAUGAAGGAGCUUUGUAAAUUUUUAAAAAAAGAUUAUGAAUCAUUAUCAAGUAGUUUACAUUUCUUGACAAAAUAGGAACUAUGGCAGCAGAAUCAAAUUGGCAAAAUCCUUAGAUUAAGUAGGCAAUAAUUAGGUCUGCUGUUUUGGCCUUUCAUAGUAAGAGAAAUGGUGGUAGUGUUUAGAUAUGUGUUUGGUCUUGCUUCUUGUAUUGCAUUUUUCAAUAAAUUAAAAAAAAAAAAAAAAAAAAAAAAGACGGACUCCCUGAAGGUUGAUCAACUUUUAAAGUUCUUUUCUCCUACUGGCAACUUGGAAAAAAUUAAACAUGGGUCAGAGAGACCCAAUCUAAGCCAUUUUCUAAAGCUUUCCACAUUGGCCAAAAUGCAACUUCAACAUAUAAAAGGACUUCUGAGAACUGGCAAAUGCUUUUUGCCAACUGGAGGGAGAUUCCUUGGCAUAGGCCACGACAAAAGAGAGAAGGGGGUUUCUCAGGCCUUUUGGGGGAGGGGCCAGACCCUCAGUAUGGAGGCACUGGCAGUAGUGUAGCUCAGUGGGAUGUAUCCUGCGUGGCUGAGGGAAGAAGGGGGUUGAGGUGGUAGGAGUUAAAGGCUAAGUCCCCAUUCCAGAUGGCAGUGGAAGGUCUUAUCUCUACCCCAUUGCCCAUCUUCCCAAAGGCCCAAACCCCCUCACCAGUGCCACCAUGGAGGGAGCCUGUCCCAGCCUAUAACAUCACAACCUACCUUCCAAGUCUUAGGGUCCUUGCCCACCACUUCAGUUUUGCCAGCUCACCAGUUGCAUCUCCCAAUCACCCUGGCCUGGACCUCCAGCCCCUUCAGGUACCUGUCCAGAGCUAAAGCCGCUUUUGGAGGCUGAAGGAAUUCCUGAGGCCAGAGCAUGCUGGUCUCCAGAGUCCACAUUAAAACGUUCUCUCUGGCUUAUUGAA
This is a messenger RNA of Phacochoerus africanus (Common warthog), 6980 nucleotides long. It is a transcript of the gene EPB41, whose product is annotated as erythrocyte membrane protein band 4.1. Gene Ontology annotation, biological process: cortical actin cytoskeleton organization. Lineage: Eukaryota; Metazoa; Chordata; Mammalia; Artiodactyla; Suidae. Bases 222 to 3263 code for a protein of 1013 amino acids. The record is from RefSeq and is a predicted model, not a curated record. Gene Ontology annotation, molecular function: structural molecule activity; actin binding. Gene Ontology annotation, cellular component: cytoskeleton; plasma membrane. The transcript has 22 exons.